AUGCGCAACACUCUCAUUUUUGCCGGGAACUCUGUUCCCGUUCUCACUGGACAAAUCUGCGAGAACCUGGGCAUGCAACCUGGCGAGGCUGAGCUGACCCAAUUCGCAAAUGGCGAGACCAGUGUCAGAAUCCUGACCAGCGUCCGUGAGAAGGACGUUUUCGUCGUCCAGUCCGGCAGCUCCAGGAUCAACGACUCAAUCAUGGAGCUUCUGAUCAUGAUCAGUGCCUGCAAGGGCGGGUCCGCGAACAAAGUGACAGCUGUCCUACCCUACUUCCCCUACAGCCGGCAAUCGAAGAAGAAGGCCCACCGUGGCGCAAUCACUGCGCGCAUGCUGGCUAAUCUUCUCGGGGUGGCUGGCGUUAAGCACGUCAUCACCGUCGACCUUCAUGCCUCACAAAUGCAGGGCUUCUUCCGAUGCCCAGUUGACAACCUCCACGCCGAGCCCAUCAUCGCCAAAUGGAUCCGCCGAAACGUGGAGAAUUGGAGAGAUGCCGUGGUUGUUUCCAAGAAUGCAGGUGGUACCAAGCGAGUAACAUCUUUGGCCGAUGCCCUGAAGCUGAAUUUUGGCAUGGUCACAACGGAUCGCAAACGGUCCAACCUGUCAAACAGCCUGAUUUUGCCACACUUUGAUGCUGCUGGAUAUCACAGGCCACAGGAAACUGAAGCCGCCGGUAGCAGCCUCUCAAAGACGAAUAAAGAUGAUGAGGAUGAGCUUGCGGAAGAACCCACGACUCCCGUCAAGGCUUCGGCUUCUACCUCUCGUGUGAUCGCCGACUCCAAUGGCUCACCGACACAACUUGGUGGUCUUGGCAUUCCAAUUAAGCGCAACGACAACCACUCAUCCUUGUCUCUGGCGGAGCGAGAAUCUUCAAAUGGUACUCCAUCCUCAUUCGAUGAUAGACGCCCAAGCGAGGUGAUUCACACUCGCUUGGUCCAGGGUCACGUUGUCGAUGAUGACUUCCCGUCUCCGGAGCGAUCGACGGCGGCCAAUAGCGUCUAUGACGACGACGCCAUGACAUCGUCUGUGUAUGCACCAGGAGGCCAGUCACUGGGUGGAUCUGGUGAUGCAGCUCAUAGCUCAGACGAUGAGGACAGCCAUCUCGAAGAUCCUCAGUUCGAGCACAUGAUCACUCUCGUGGGCGAUGUUCGAGGUCGGACAGUGUUCAUCGUCGACGACAUGAUCGACAAGCCAGCAUCUUGGAUCGCUGCCGCCGAAACCGUCGUAAAGAGGGGUGGUGCUAAGAAGGUGUACUGCAUUGCAACACACGGCGUCUUUGGCGAUGACUGCCUGGGGCAACUUCAGGCAUGCGAAUAUAUUAACAAAAUUGUAGUCACCAACAGUUUCCCCAUCAACGAGCAGAGGGCCAAGUUUACCAACAAGCUUGUGAUCCUAGACCUGUCGUUUAUGCUCUCUGAAGCCAUUCGCCGCAACCAUUUUGGAGAGUCGCUCUCGCCUCUCUUCCAGCACUACUCUGACUAG
This is a messenger RNA of Clonostachys solani, 1482 nucleotides long. NCBI's taxonomy places the organism in Eukaryota, Fungi, Ascomycota, Sordariomycetes, Hypocreales, Bionectriaceae. The record is from the annotation of a GenBank genome assembly.